UUGAAGUCGAGUGGCAGCUCACAGGGAAUCUGGGAUCUGCAAAGCUUCAAUUUGGAUUAAUUUGACGCCCUUCUUCUUUCCCCAACCUUUGUUUUCACCCAGCUCCCCCACCCCUGUCAAAAAAGGAACUCGAAACUACGCCUGUAGACAUGCCUCUGUCAGGGACCCCCGCCCCCAACAAGAGGAAAAAGUCAUCCAAGAUCAUUGUUGACCUGUCUCAGAUCACGCAAGAUAUCGAACAGGAUGAAGCAGACGCCGAGGUGGCAGAGUUUGACCUGGGGACGAAAAUCAAGGCCCCCAAGGACUUGAUGCUGGAGGAGCUGUCCCUGCUGAAGAACAGGGGCUCCAAGAUGUUCAAGAUGAGGCAGCAGAGGGUGGAGCGCUUCAUUUACGAGAACAACCCAGAGCUUCUGACCGAGUCCAUGGAGAACCUGCAGAACCUGGCACCCUCACUAGGUGGGCAAGUGAAUGAAGACAGCGCCCAGGAAGGCCAAGCCAAUGGCGAACAAAGCCCUGCUGAUGGCGCCAUCCAGAACAACGGGUCUGCCCUUGAGUCUGAGACCCAGGGCGAGGAUGGGUCAGGAAAGGCAGCAGGAGAAAAUGGAGAGGAAGGAGGUCAGGAUGGUGGGGACGGUGUGAAUGGUGUAGAUGGUGGUGCCACGGAAAAGGAGAAGGAGGUGGAGGUGGAGGAGAAAGAGGAGAAGGAGGAGAAGAAGGUUGAGUACGUGAAAACGUACAUAUCUCCAUGGGAACGCGCCAUGAAGGGUGAUUCGGAGCUGACUGCCACCAUGAAGGUGGAGAUGCCUGGGCCCUGUGUAUACACAGAUCCACCCAGCUUCAAGAGCUUCAACAGGAUGGCCAUACCGUUUGGCGGUUUCGAGAGAGCCUCCCAGCUCACGACCUUCCAAAUGCCGGAGAUCGACCUAACACCCGAAGAGCCGGAGCCACCAUUGGUGUUUCACCGAGACAUCAGCUCCAGGCCGUCCUUCAACCGCACACCCAUCGGCUGGAUCUGUACCGGGGAGCACACCGACAUCACCAUCGAGCAAUUGGAUGGCAUCCCCUUUGACGGAGAGACCGAUGACCUCUGAAGGGCACGUCCCACACACGUGCGCAUGCGCGCACAUACACACACACACACACACACACACACAGACUCAUAUGCAUGUAGACAACUGUUGUGAACACAAGUUGUGAAGGACAGGGUGACUCACCAACCACUGUUCUGGAAAAGGAAAAGUUUAUAUCCAACACCUUGUCUCUCACACACAUGCCCACCCACACACACACAUACAGACCGCAAUCACCCUGACUGACUGGAAACUAUGAACACACUCCUGUUGGAUCAAAACUACAUCUGCUCUACCUCCACACAGUUCCCGAUUAACUCUGACCUCUCCCUCUUACCUCUUACCAAGUGGCAUUCGUGCAUGUCUUUCCGUAGAUGAAUAAUGACUCUUCCAAAUUUCUCAGGUUACAAAACAGCAAGACACAAAUGUUGUUUUCAUAAGAGUAAAGUCAUUUUGACCAUAUAGCUUCAUACACCACUCUUUUGCGCCUUCGUUAGAACUGAGAUGGAGUGACAGACAACAUCCCCUAGGUUGUUUUGUUUGCUUGGCUUUCUUUGUGUGCUGCACUUUUAGAAGUGGAUCUUGCUGGGAUCUUUUUUGAGUGAUCUGGCCCAUAUCAGCUUGGUCUGGUUGGCAGAACUAGUUCCAUGUCAUGAAUUAUCAUCAUAUUUCUUUGGGCACAAUCAUUUGACAAUGAUGAUGAUGUUGAUAAUGAUUAUGAAGGUGAUGACAAAGAUGGUGAUGGUUGUGAUAGCUGUGAUGGUACCAAUAGUGCUAAUGAUGAUGGUGAUGAUGAUUACAAUGAUGAUAAUGAUGAGGUAAUACUGUUCAGACUUGGCUGUUUCCUUUUUAAU
Molecule: messenger RNA, 1924 nt
Organism: Conger conger (European conger)
Lineage: Eukaryota; Metazoa; Chordata; Actinopteri; Anguilliformes; Congridae
Product: myozenin-1-like
Exons: 6
Coding region: 150-1091 (313 amino acids)
Cellular component (GO): actin cytoskeleton; Z disc
Molecular function (GO): telethonin binding; FATZ binding; actin binding
Source: RefSeq, a predicted model, not a curated record